Molecule: messenger RNA, 798 nt
Organism: Oppia nitens
Lineage: Eukaryota; Metazoa; Arthropoda; Arachnida; Sarcoptiformes; Oppiidae
Product: transmembrane protease serine 11D-like
Exons: 3
Coding region: 1-798 (265 amino acids)
Biological process (GO): proteolysis
Molecular function (GO): serine-type endopeptidase activity
Source: RefSeq, a predicted model, not a curated record
AUGGAUAGUAUAAUAUCACCGGAAGGGUGUGGUGUGGGCCGCGAGUCAGUGCUGAUGAACGGCCAGUGUUUCCGCUGGUAUGCAAACUAUACACAACAACAGGACAUACAGUUUGGACGAUCGGCCAAACCGGGAGAAGUGCCGUUUGCUGUAUAUAUUAGUGCGACAAACAAAUUUUUGGGUGUUUCUUACGCUUACAGUGGUGGCUACUAUGAUAAAACAGCUAUUAAAAUAUAUCCCGGUGCCCAAUCACUGGAUCAAUUACCCGACAGUUAUCUGGUUGACAGUUUGUAUGUACAUCCAGAUUAUAUUAGAGUUGUCGAAAGUAAAUCCGAUUUGGCAUUAAUUAAAUUGAAACAAUCGAUACCAUUGGACAUCAGUGGACAGGAAAUCAGGAUUUUGAAUGCCAUAUGUUUGCCAAUUAAAACUAAAUAUUUACCAUUGAAUGAUAUCAAUCAGUUGGCACUGGUAGCCGGUUUCGGUGCGUACGGUAAUCAAUUGCACACUGUUAGCCGAUUACAAGUUGGUUGGGUUUAUUUGGUAUACAAUGAUGAUCCAGUUUGGUAUUAUAUGAUCAGAUAUCCCAGAUUCAAUGGUACAGUUAUCUGUGAAGGUGAUUCUGGUGGUCCACUGUACCAGUAUGUUAACGGUAGGGCAGUGCUCAUUGGUAUAGCUCUAAGCAGUCAAAAAUCUAAUGAUAACAACUGUAUGAAUCAAAAUGAUGACAAAAAAGAUAUGUUUUUUGUACGCAUUGCACCCAAAUUAGAUUGGAUUCAACAAGUAAUCUCUGAAAAUUAG